UAUGCCCGAAGUUGAGAAUGGAGUCUGCUGUGGUUUUGACAACUGUAAUGAAAGGAGUUGCAGAUGCACUCCGAUUAGAUGGUGAUGGAAAUAGGCCAAAGGAAGCCUACCUCAAGUACCUUGAAUGCAUCUUUCGCAUCACCACUAAGUUACUACAGAAUGUCAAGUCUGAUGGUGGGCAGGUUCAUAUCACUAAGGAAGUGGUACGAUUUGUACGCCUUGGCAACCAGUGCAUGGAGCGAACUGUGGCCAUUGUCAACCAGUUCACUUCAGGAAUAUCACCAGAUAAACAGAACCUGCUAGUGAGGUCUGACAGUCAGUUCUUUCCCCCAGAAUCCAAGUCAGCCCCAGCCACACCUGUCAAUCAGAAAUCAUUGGACUUUGGGGCUCUGGAUAGUCGGUUCAGACUUUCCUCUGCCCCAACCCCUCUCCCUAUUGCCAGUUCUCAGACAAAACAAAAGGUGUUGACUCCAUCAGAGGUAGCCAUGAUGAAGAACCAUCAGUUGAUGAUUGCCUAUAAAACAAGGAUGGGAGGCCUGGGCACCCGAAAGUCGGCUGCCGCCAGUUUGAGUUUGACAUUACAGAGGAAGAUAGCUGAAAACUUAGCAAUUGCAAAGGCUCAAGAAGAAGCUCUUGCGAAAAAGAUCCAGGAAAGACAACACAGACUGGAGGAGCAAGCGGCUAGAAAAUUUAACAGUGUUGAUGGAAUGUCUGAGGAAGAAGAACAGAAGAAAGAAAUUUAUAAGAAGGUGUUAGAAUAUGAACAGGACACGAGUUGGUUGACAGACUUGAGACUACAACUACAAGAAAACCCUGAUGAUGCUCAGUUAAUGCAGCAGCUCAUCCUUGGUAUCUUAAAGUGUUCUGACCAUCCUCUAACUCAGCAGCUGAAACUUUACCAGUUCAAGCUGUACGAAAAGAUCCAUCCCCUCGUCUCCAAAAAGAUUGAGUACCUGUCUGAGAUCAAGGUUCCCCUUUCUACGAGUUUGUUUCCACCAGGGGUGGCAAAAGUAUGGGACGAUUCCCAGGAGUCUGGAGGAGACUCUGAUAGUGACUCCCUUGAGGAGGAGGGGGAGGAGGAUGAAGCAGAUCAGAUAGAUGUAUUUGAAAAAGAUGAACAGAGUGUAACACCAGGUGAAAACAAAUCUAUGGAAGUGACAGAUGAUAGUAGUAAUGUUGAAGAUGAAAAAACUAAAGAGGAAGAAGAAAGUGAAUAUGUAACGGUGAACCAGCUUGAGGAUAUUUCUUCUGAUAUAAAAGAGGAUUUAGAAAUUGCUUUAGAUAAAGGAGAAAAAGUGAAAACACAAUUAAAACAUGAAAACAAGGAAGUGAACAAAAUUCUCAGACAAGUGUCAAAUGAUAUUGAGAAGUACAGUUUGGAAAAUAUGGAUGAUUUGUUCGAUGAUGAUGAUGAUGAUGAUGAUGAUGAUGAUGAUGAUAAUGACGACAAUGAUGAUGAUGUUGAUGAUGAUGAUAACAAUGAUCAGGGAAAUGAUAAAUGGAUGCCUCCUCCGUAUUCCUCCUUGUCAGCAACAGAUAAAAACAGCACAUAUCAUUCCAGUGAAUUGGAUAAAGACACACAGAAUUCUGACCAAUCAAAAUCAAAUUCAAAAUCAUGUGAUACACAGAAUUCUAACCAGUCGGAAUCAAACAAAAAGUCUUGUGAUAAAUCAGGUUCAGUCUCGGACAGUAAGUCCUCCUCGCCCAACAGAAGACAUUCGUCCAGUAACAAAUUUGUACGUCGCCCACGUGUUGAGCAUGUGCAGGCAAUGGACAAGCAACUUGCAAAUAUGAAAAAUGAGGCAUACCAUCGUCACCUGAAGGGUAUAUCACAGGAUGUGCAGAUUUAUCUAGAGAAAAUACAGGCCCUUUUUACCAUGACAUAUGAACAGCUGGAUUCCCCAGCAGGUCAGGACCAGUGUUAUGCGUGUUUAGAGAAACCAUUUUUCCAGCCUAUCUGGCAGUACCUGAUAUCACUGUACAGACUCGCUAAUGAGCCAAAGGAGAUAGCUGUUGCCUAUGUGAUGACUAGGCACCAACACAGCACCCCGAAGGACUUCAACAUCAGCAAGAAGUUACGCCUGGAUCAGGGGUCAUGUGACCAGGACAACAGCUACCCCUACCAGCCGGCGGUGGCACAAGUACAGGCCAUCACUACACAGUGUACCCUACUGGACAAGCUAGAGUGUCUAGUGCGGUCAUCCCGACAGAUCUGUCAGUGUAUAGAGGACCACUAUAAAGGCAAUAAGGCGAGUGACGACAAGGUGCCCUCUGUGGGAGCAGACGACCUCCUACCAAUCCUGUGUUACGUCAUUAUCAAGGCCGCCCAGCCACAGAUUGUCUCAGAGUGUCACAUCAUGGAAGAAUUUAUACAUGAAGGGUACAUAAUGGGGGAAGAAGGUUACUGCUUGACUUCACUGCAGACAGCACUGGCUUACCUCACCUCCCUAGGCAUGGUGGACCAGUCCUAGGACCUUCAUUACCUCCCUUAUCAUGGUGGACCAGUCCUAGGUCCUACUUUACCUCCUUAGGCAUGGUGGACAAGUUGUAGGACCUACCUCACCUCCCUCAGCAUAGUGGACCAGUCUUAGGACGACCAGUCAUAGGACCUACCUUACCUCCCUAGGCAUGGUGGACCAGUCUUUGGACCUACUUAACCUCCCUAGGCAUGGUGGACCAGUCUUUGGACCGACUUUACCUCCCUAGGCAUGGUGGACCAGUCUUUGGACCGACUUUACCUCCCUAGGCAUGGUGGACCAGUCAUAGGACCUACCUUACCUCCCUAGGCAUGGUGGACCAGUCUUUGGACCGACUUUACCUCCCUAGGCAUGGUGGACCAGUCUUUGGACCGACUUUACCUCCUUAGGCAUGGUGGACCAGUCUUAGGACCGACUUUACCUCCUUAGGCAUGGUGGACUAGUCUUUGGACCGACUUUACCUCCCUAGGCAUGGUGGACUAGUCUUAGGACCUACCUCACCCCCCUAGGCAUGAUGGACUAGUCUUUGGACCUACCCACCUCCCUAGGCAUGGUGGACAAGUUGUAGGACCUACCCCACCUCCCUAGGCAUGGUGGACCAGUCAUAGGACGACCAGUCAUAGGACCUACCUUACCUCCCUAGGCUUGGUGGACCAGUCAUAGGACCUACUUCACUUUCCUGGUAAUGAUGGACCAGUCAGAUUAUCUACUUUACCUCCCUAGGCUCGAUGGACCAGUCAAAGUACUUACCAGUUAUAUGACCCAUUUUGCCUCCCUAGGCAUAGUGGACCAGUCGUACAUCCUACAUCACCCACCUGGUCAUAGUGGACCAGUCGUACAUCCUAAAUCACCCACCUGGUCAUAGUGGAACAGUCGUAGGACCUAUCUUACCUCUCUUGGCAUGGUGAACAAGUCAUUUGAUCUACCACAUAUCCCAUGGCAUGGUGGAACGGUUGUACAUGCUACUUCACCUUCCUGGUAUUGGCGGGUCCAGUUCAGUGAGUUGUAGGACCUACUUUACCUCACUAGCAAUGGUGUACCAGUCCUCGGACCUACUUCACCUCCCUAGACAAAGUGGACUAAUCAUGACAUGCUCUUAUAGAGGAAUUAGUGUGCUGUUUCUGGGGUCUUCCUCACCUUUCCAGGUAUUGUAGAUAAGUGGCUUCCUCUCACUGUGUGGAGUAAUGGAAGAGUCCUCUGGUACUUCCUGUUAUUCUAUAUAAUGGACCAUUCCUAGUGCCUGUAUUACCUUUUAUAGCAAAAUGAACCAGUCAAAGAGCCUGUAUCAUUUUUGUGUCCAUAGACAUGUUCUUGCGUCUACACCCACUUUCUGUACAUCAUGUAUCAGACUCAGGUCUCUUUGAACUGAACAUGUUCCUAGACCUGCCUCACCUUUCUGUUUACAAUUAGAUUCAAUUCUCUGUGAUGUUGAACCAUUAUUUUACCUGUAUCAUAUUUCUGUUCAUCAUGGAUCAGACCCAGGUCUUUCUGAAAAAUCAACCUAUCCCAACAAACAUGACUCUUCUCAGCAUAGGUCACCAAUCCUGGGGUAUUGUUUUGUUGUGCUAUUGAAAAUGUUCCAUUAGUACUACAGGUUUCUGAAGGUAACUCGUUCCAGGACAUGUCACAGCACAGUGACAGUUCCAUUGUUAACUAUAGACCUGUCGAUCUGAUGCUUAGUUCUGUGGACUGGUAUAUUUUAAGAAAAAAUGAAUUAGGAAGAGUCAAGGUUGCAAUCAGAGGACAAAGGGUAAAACCAAUCAUUUUGGUUAAGCCGCAGUUCAUCUACCUGUUUUUCCAGCCGAAAAUUAGUUAAGUUUGUUAAUGGGCAGGAUGUGCAAGACCAAUUGUUUCUUACCAACCUGAAAAUGUCAAAGAAAAUGUCACAUAGUUAUUUUUUGUUGAAAAGAGUAGUCCCUGUCACAUGACCAGUUGUAUCAGUAUCAGUAGUGAUCAAGGUUGUGGAAAAAUGAGUGAUGUGUGUGAUUAUUUGGUUGGUCGACAAAUAUAUAUAUAUAAAUGCUUAUAAAAUAUGCCUUUUACCGUCAGAGUUUUUCCGGCUGGCAAGUAAAAACAUGGCGGUAAAAAAUAUUGAGUAGAUGAUUAGUCAGUCCUGUGCUAUUGUAUAUUGUCAAACAGAAGAACUUCGUAUUUGUUUGACAGAAUGUCAGAGUUAACGAGGAUUAAAUAUGGUAUUUACCGACCAUCAGAGUAAACGAGGCCCACCCUAUUAAUGUUUGUAUCAAUUUGUACCAACAUACGUCAUUAUAUACAAUCAUUAGGGGAUGUGAUGGUUGACAUAGGAAGUUUCAGGUGUCAAAGGUUUGAAAAUUGACACUCAUUAUAUCUGUGUGUUAUCAUAACUAGCAAUACAAUUCAGCUUAACAAUGACAAAAAUGUACCAUAUUGUUUCCAGAAGUAUCAUAAAAUCUUCCUGGUUUUCCUGAAGAAAAAUCUAUAAGUCGGAGGAGAAACAAAGACACUGUAAACAAGAUUGUGACUGUUGGUAACGACAUUCUGUAUAAUUUGAAACUCUCGCUAUGUAUCUACUAGUAUAUUCGAAGCUUCCAUUAACUCAAUGACACCAUAUAUCGGUACAAAGAAUAUGUUUAAAUGUAAAUGUAACAAUUUCGGGUAGAAAUCCUGGCGGAGCUGCAAAUGUUUAUGCA
This is a messenger RNA of Mizuhopecten yessoensis (Yesso scallop), 5146 nucleotides long. RefSeq names its product VPS9 domain-containing protein 1-like. Gene Ontology annotation, molecular function: small GTPase binding; guanyl-nucleotide exchange factor activity. Bases 18 to 2471 code for a protein of 817 amino acids. Gene Ontology annotation, biological process: vesicle-mediated transport. Gene Ontology annotation, cellular component: cytosol; endocytic vesicle. The transcript is spliced from 14 exons. The record is from RefSeq and is a predicted model, not a curated record. NCBI's taxonomy places the organism in Eukaryota, Metazoa, Mollusca, Bivalvia, Pectinida, Pectinidae.